AUGACAAUCCUUACUGACCAAGAUGCUGCAAUGGCAAAUGCAAUAGCUUCAGUGAUGCCAGGAACAUAUCAUCGCCUAUGUAUUUGGCAUAUCUAUCAGAAUGCUGCCAAGCACCUUAGUCAUGUAUUUAAAGGUUCAACAAGUUUCGAACAUGAUUUGAAUAGAUGCAUAUAUGAUUAUGAGUACGAAGAAGAGUUUCUAACUGUAUGGAAUAACAUGAUUUUGAAGUACAAUUUAAUGGAUAACAAGUGGUUACAAAAUCUAUUUAAGGAAAAAGAAAAAUGGGCUUUAGUUUAUGGAAGAAAUACAUUUUGUGCAGACAUGAAAAGCACACAACGAAGUGAAAGCAUGAAUAACUUGUUGAAAAAUUAUCUGAACUCUAAAUACGAUCUUCUGCGUUUCUUCACCCAUUAUGAACGGACAGUGGCUAGUCGACGAUACAAGGAAUCCAUGACUGAUUUCAAAAUGAGGCAAAGUACCCUAGUAAUGUUUCUUGAUGUGAAGAUUUUAAAUGAAACGGCAAAGGUGUACACUCCAGAGGUAUUUGAAAUGUUUCAAGAAGAGUAUAAGAAACAUCUUCGUUAUUCAAUUUCUAAAUGUGGUGAAUUUAGCACGAUUGCAGAGUAUUGUGUAUAUAAUGAUAAAGAUGAAAGACGUACUGUUAGAUUCGACUCUUUAGAUGGUACAAUGACAUGUAGUUGCAAGAAAUUUGAGUUUGUGGGGAUCCUAUGUAGUCAUGCAAUGAAAGUUCUAGAUUUUUAUAAUAUAAAAGAAGUUGAUCCUCGGUAUAUUAUGAAAAGAUGGAGAAGAGAUGCAAAAGAAGGUUUUGGUAGAGAUCAUACCAGGGUACCAACAAAAGGUGAGCAUAAUAUUGUUUUCGGUAAGCGGUACAAAUAUUUGUGUAGCAAGCUUCAUAGAAUUAUAGCAAUGGCUGAGGAACAUGAUGAGUUGUUCAAAUUUGCUGAUAAAUACACAGAUAAAUUCCACGAUGAAAUGAUGGAACGUAUGAAAGGGAUGAAGGAACCUCCACUAAGGUCGUGUAAAUCCGUUGAUGAAAGCAUAAAGAUUGAACACGCACACCAUUGA
This is a messenger RNA of Magnolia sinica, 1086 nucleotides long. RefSeq names its product protein FAR1-RELATED SEQUENCE 5-like. Gene Ontology annotation, molecular function: zinc ion binding. Gene Ontology annotation, biological process: regulation of DNA-templated transcription. The transcript has a single exon. NCBI's taxonomy places the organism in Eukaryota, Viridiplantae, Streptophyta, Magnoliopsida, Magnoliales, Magnoliaceae. Bases 1 to 1086 code for a protein of 361 amino acids. The record is from RefSeq and is a predicted model, not a curated record.